This is a messenger RNA of Elaeis guineensis (African oil palm), 1130 nucleotides long. NCBI's taxonomy places the organism in Eukaryota, Viridiplantae, Streptophyta, Magnoliopsida, Arecales, Arecaceae. The record is from RefSeq and is a predicted model, not a curated record.
AUGGAGAGAAAUAGAAGCAGUAGUAAGCUCAAACAGCGUCUCGUUCGCAUGCUUAAGCCCUCUUCGCUUCUCCGCUCCUACUGCAAUAAUUCCACCUCCGCUGCCACCAACCGGAGCUCCACCGGCUCGAGCCGGACCCUUUUGCGAGACGUCCAACACCGAGGUGUCGACGACGACGACGGUAUGUUCUUAGCCCGUGACAGCCUCGGUCGUUCUUCAUCAUCCUUCUCGAUCGCCAACGAUCGUCGUCAUGUGGCUCCAGUCUUACGGCUACCCCUAGAUUGUGGAGGUUGCCGGCCCACCCGAGACAUUCCUCCUCUCGUGGCCAAGCGGGAGAAGAGGAGACAUGGGAAGAAUAAGAAGAAGGAGAGGAGAGUGAGGGAAACGGGUGGGUUCUACGAGACCGGAGAGGGGGAGGGAAGGAUGUGCCCUCCGGCUUCCCCUUCCUCGCCGUCCAAGAGUUCUUGUCACUACUACAACUACUGCUUCAAUGAAGUGGAGAAAGAAGGGAAAAAGGAGGAGGACGAUAAGAAGAAGCAGAAGAAGAAAAAGAAGCUGCUGUCCAAUAGCUACGGAUUCAGUAGCUCUUCUUCUAUGGACAGUGAUGAUGGGUUCGAGUACUUUACUAGUGAAGAGCGAGAGGUUAAGGAGGAGACCGAGGCUUUCUUCUCGUCGAGAAGCUUCUCCUCCGACUCCUCGGAGUUCUACCAACGCCCCAACAACAGGAAGAAAAAGAAUAAGAAGAAGCCAUCUCGACGUCCACCGAGAAGAAGAACGAAGAAUCACGAAAAUCGAAUUGCCAGCGAGGGGUUUCAACCCUUGGUUUCGAUAGCCUCGAGGGAGAAGAAGGUGAAGGAGUUGGAGGACGAGGAGAAGAGAGUGUUUGCGGUGGUGAAACGGUCGAGGGAUCCAUAUGGUGACUUCCGGAGCUCGAUGGUGGAGAUGGUCAUGGAGAGGCAAAUCUUCGGGGCAGAGGAUUUGGAGAAGCUCCUCCAUUAUUACCUCGCUUUAAACUCUCCUCACCAUCACCCAAACAUCCUCCAAGCUUUCUCUGAUAUAUGGGUAGUCCUCUUCGGCAACUGAUUCAUCAAAGCUAAUGGAAGCAUAUGGUGUUUCUUUUGUUAAUUAAC